UCAAAAUCUAUCAAUUAUUUCGCGAACAUCCACAAAAAUCUCGACUGAUUUACUUUUCACUAAGACAGUUUGAACAUUAUCCUAAGAAGCGGCAACACGAACCUGUCGACUGUCAACAUGAUAGAUUUUGAACAACUGAUUGUUUUCCAUGAAGAUCGAAAUUUGUUCAAAGACUUUGAUUCGCUCCAAAAAAUUGUGUCUAGAUCAUAGUGAAAUGCAGAAUUAACUCGUGCUUCAUCCGUGAUCGAAAGGUGGUGUAUUCCGCGAUUGUGAUAAAGAAACGUUCGUAAGUGAUCGCGAAUAGUUUAUCGUGUGACUGGGACCGGCGACCGGCGAAUAAUUUAUCGUGUGACCGGCAUCAAAGCACCGAGACAUCAAUUAUACGAAAGAGCAUCGACUAUGGUAGUUUUAAGUCGCGUGGGGUCGCCGCCUGUCGCCGGCAAUCAACAACAACAUCCUCAUCAAGAAUGGGACAUAAACGAUUCGAAUGUACCGAGGGUAGUAGAAUACGAUCCUUGGUGCGAAUGGGCGGAUGGACACGUGAGGAGAGUCUACGGACCAGAUUGCGAAGAAGCGAGAAAACACGCCUCUGGCUGGGCAAUGAGAAACACCAACAAUCAUAAUGUGAGCAUCCUUAAGAAGAGUUGCUUGGGCGUUCUGGUAUGCUCUCAGGAGUGCGUACUGCCCGGUGGUGGAAGGGUUCACCUCCGACCGGCGAUUUGCGAUAAGGCGAGGAAGAAACAACAGGGCAAACCGUGCCCCAAUAGACAGUGUACCGGUCGUUUAGAAAUAUUGUCGUGUCGUGGACAUUGCGGUUAUCCCGUGACGCAUUUUUGGCGACACACGGACCACGCGAUUUUUUUUCAAGCCAAGGGACAGCACGAUCAUCCGCGACCGGAAGCCAAGUCCACAUCUGAGGCGAGAAGAAGCGUGGGUGCCGGCAGAAGAGUCAGAGGGCUGGCGAUUUUUUUGGCUAAAGAGACCGCCCUAAGCACCAAGUUAAUGUCACUAAAAGGAACUAAAAGACCGAGCACGGAUACACUUGAGCAGCCAUCGAGAACAACGCAGCCACCACCAUUAAUUUCUGACAAAGGAUAUUCAUGCUCCUGUCCACCCUUCGAGUGCAUAUGUUCGCUACAAACCAACGUACCAUCCUACCCGCAGUCUCAUCAUCAUCAGACAACGGUAUAUUCUCAACAAUUGUCCUCUACAGACGGAUCCUACUGGAUGCAGAACGCUCCGCCGCAGGAGGACAUUGUCGGUUACUGUCUGCCGAAUCAGGUUUCCCAGGAGAUUUACGGCGAUUUUCCACGCGAUCCCUUUACAGGCGAUCUUUUCCAACCGGAAGAGAUCUUUCAAUUGGAUCAACCAUUAAGACCGGAUUUUUCUGCAAAUCCCCAGGAUACGGCUCGUUCACCACCGACUCUACUCGACCUCGGCAGCGGUACCAUCAAAUACGAAAUAAAGCAGCACGAUCAAACUUAUUGGAAUCAGUUUCUUAGCGAAGAUUCCAGCAGCAGCCAUCUAAGUUUGUCCCAGGAUGAAAGGGUCCCAGGAUUUUAUUUUACCGGUUUCGAACCUGAGAAAGUUUCCAAUGAAUUUUCGUCUAAAAAAACGAUGCAUCAUUACGUUCUGCAAGAAAAGAGUCAAAAUCAAUCUAUAAACGAUACUCUAAAUUAUCAGAGCUAUUCUAGAUCGCAAAGCCAAAAAAAUUUCAUCGAAGGAAGCGCAAAGGACGAGCAAGAACAGUCUUAUUGGUCUCAGAAUCAACAAGACAACAGAUUACAUUUGGAAGGUUUUGAAGUCAAGGAUGAAGAUCUGUUGGCCUCGCGCAGAGAAGUCGAAUGCUACAAGAACAAUGGUCAAGCCCCGAUUAUAAGUAGAAUGGAAUAUAAUCUCUAUCAGAGGCCCAAGAACGAGGAUCAGCACGAUGCGGCACGACGUAAUUGCAAUUCCGAACAAGAUAAACCGUAUGCCUUCGAUGGAUAUCAUCAUAUGUUUGAGCACGCUGAUAGCAAGAAUCAAUCGCACAAUCGCGUCGUUCAUCAGAACUCGUCUAGACUAAAUUUGGAUGAGAAACUUCAAGGUAACUAUGACAAUCAGGAGGCUCCGGAAAUCGUAGAGAGGCUAUUCCAUAAUUCCGGCGUGACGGAAACGUCCGUCCGCUCUCAAAACAGUCCCGAGACUUACUUCUAUCCCAGUAACGAUCGUUGCCAUUAUACUUGCGAGAUCGUUGAGCGGAUGCCGCAGAUGACGAGUGCCGGACCAGUCACUCAUGGGACCGUCAACAAUUACGGCGAUCAGAUUGCCGCUGACUUAGAUUUGCCACCUUUCGUGGAUUACACCCUAGUCGGGAUGCUGUGCAGUUCCGCGGAUGAGGAUACGUCGAAUCUGUUACCUUCGGGAUGUCUCCAAGACUCGCACAGCUAUACUCAUCAUUAAAAUACAGUACAUCCGCUGCCGCUACUCGAUAUAUUAUACAUAUUUGUACAAAUAAUUGUACAAAUAAAUAUGAAACAUAGCGUUGCCAGUCUUUCUCUCUCUCUCUCUCUCUCUCUCGCUCUUUCUCUCUUGGAGAUGGUAGACUCGGUCACUUGCUUCUUGUAAUCAAUUUACAUUUCAAAAUAUUUCCUAAAGAAUUGUCUUUGAUUAGUUUAAAUACAAAUUUCUAGGAUUUCAGGAAAAUAAAAAGAGCAAAAUUAAAACGCAAUUUAAAAAAAGAUCACAUGACUUUAUUUGCAACUGAUUUAUUCGCAACAGAUACUCUCACGAUCGCAUUGUUAUGUGUAUGUAUUAUGCAGUAUUAUUUUGCUAUCAUUGAUACUUAUGUGUUACACUUUCUUCGUUAUACAUGCGCAAUACCUUUUUUACUUUUACGAAGAAUAUUAUUAAUAUGAGAAUGUUCGCGAGCGGCAAACGUAACGGUACGAAUACACGAAUGGAACGGAUGUUAUAACGGAAGGAAAGCGCUUGUCCGCGCGAUUAUAGGCUGGUUAGA
Molecule: messenger RNA, 2998 nt
Organism: Camponotus floridanus (Florida carpenter ant)
Lineage: Eukaryota; Metazoa; Arthropoda; Insecta; Hymenoptera; Formicidae
Product: transcription factor glial cells missing
Exons: 6
Coding region: 400-2442 (680 amino acids)
Biological process (GO): regulation of transcription by RNA polymerase II; gliogenesis
Cellular component (GO): nucleus
Molecular function (GO): RNA polymerase II cis-regulatory region sequence-specific DNA binding; DNA-binding transcription activator activity, RNA polymerase II-specific
Source: RefSeq, a predicted model, not a curated record